Echinostoma caproni is the source of this 576-nucleotide messenger RNA. Lineage: Eukaryota; Metazoa; Platyhelminthes; Trematoda; Plagiorchiida; Echinostomatidae. The record is from the annotation of a GenBank genome assembly.
AUGACAAUUGCAUUGAGCAGUCUGAACGAGGAAUUCCGGAAACGAGAAGUGGAUCGUAUCAUGCGUGACAAUGAAGAACUGUUCAAAAGGAUGAAGCAACGUUUGACAAACACUCGUCGACCACGCUGGGAAGACUCGUGGGCCAACACUUUGAUCUACCUGGACAACAUUUCUAAAUACCCAACUACCACAUGCAAGGACGAGACAGAACAAGAAAAGGAUCGUCAGAAACUGUCACGGGAAGAUGACAAAUCAAUACGCCCGUUUGUGGAAACUGUGGAAAAUAAGGCGCUCGAGAUGAUCAGCACGUUGGAUCCGAAUCACAUGGUGCUGAAUCUGAACGAUCCGGAGAUCAGACGAGAUCCGGAUUAUUGCAAACUGGUCCAAGCAGAACCGGUAGACGAGCCACCAGAAGCAGUGCGAGGAUUUGUGGCCACAGUGAUUCAGACAGCACUACAACAUGUUUACGAGCAAGGUUUGCGCUCAGAUCCAUCCAAGACACCCGAGAACGCGUAUAGGUUGUUAGAAGUCGUACGAUAUCCCAGUGACAACCGGAAGACAGAUAUGAUUGAUUAA